GAAUGUGAACAGUUAUCGCUCUAAAGUCAUUGUAAGAAGACGAAACUAGACGGAAUAACGUGGAAAAAUGAGUAACGUUAAUAAUGUUAAUAUCAACGUUCAGUGCGAAUGCUACCAUCGUCGCGGCCUCCUCUAUUACGCGAAUCCUUGGGCUUGGGGUCGUCCUUGCCGCAGAUGCCGUCGCAUGAUGUCCAGAAACAACAUUGUGGUCUCCGUGCCAGCAGGCCAGGUGGCGUGUCCAGCGCAGACCACAGCCACCACAGUGAUGCCUGCCCAGUGUGCAACCCACUGGCAGGUGCAGCAGCAGCAGCAGCAGCAGCCUCAGACUAUGUCCACCCUGCCACCCAAGUACGAUCAGGCUGUGGCAGCUAACUAAACGACAACUAAAGGAUCUUUUAUAAGACUUAUUGAAAAACCAAAUAAAAAUCGACUAAGAA
Drosophila yakuba is the source of this 437-nucleotide messenger RNA. RefSeq lists its product as uncharacterized. The transcript has a single exon. Bases 68 to 376 code for a protein of 102 amino acids. The record is from RefSeq and is a predicted model, not a curated record. NCBI's taxonomy places the organism in Eukaryota, Metazoa, Arthropoda, Insecta, Diptera, Drosophilidae.